AUGCCGCCUUCCUGUGACGUCUCCCCAUCACGCGAAGGCUCUUGCGGCAUCGGUCGCCGCUUCCUGCCCUUCACAGGCAGCAGAGGUGCGAGUGCAGGCAAGGCGGCAGCGCUGCCUGCCCUGCCAGCCUGCCCCGUCCCGUCGGCACUGGCUAUGGACUCUCGGGUCACUGCGUGGCCGGACAGAGGGGACCCCAUGGAUGACCACCGUCCCCUCUUCAGCACCUUCAAACCCAUCAGCGAGGACAACAUGGCCAGUGCCAAGCCAGGACCCGACAUGACCCUGGUCCAGCCCUGGGGAGAAGAGCAGUCCCUGGGACACCAGGACACACACAGUAGGGUCCCAGCAAGCUCCUGGCCAUCCCCACCAGGCUGGUCCCCACAGGCAGGGAACCCGCAGCCAGAGCUGGUGGCCCUGCGUGCCCGGACAAGGCUGUGGUUCGAGCAGACGCAAGCCAGGAGGCUGGGGGCUGAGGGUGAGCUCCCAGCCUGGUUCCACGGCUUCAUCAGCCGGAGGGAUACGGAGCAGCUGCUGCAGGAUCAGCCCCCAGGCUGCUUCCUGGUCCGCUUCAGCGAGAGCACUGUUGGCUUCGUCCUGUCCUACAGGGGCAGGGAUCGCUGUCGGCACUUUGUCCUGGACCAGCUGCCGGAUGGGCGGUAUGUGAUCCUGGGGGAGCAGAGCGCCCACGCCGAGCUGGCUGACCUGCUGCAGCACUAUGCUACCGCCCCAGUCACGCCGUACCAUGAGUUCCUGACGGUGCCACGCAGACGGGAAGAUGAGCCCCAAGGACAGACGCAGAGCCCAGCCAGCAGCGAUGCUGUGCGUUCCCAAUCGAGUGAAGCACCACCAAACCUGCUGGUGUACAGCACUGUCUUGAAGGGGUCCCCGGGAGCAGCCCCCCCACUGCCUGCAGAGCCCAGCGCCAAGGGAAGCUCAUCCAGGGAGGCUCUCAGCAUCCCCCCACCACUCCCAGCCAAGGCCAGCUCCUUGGCCACAGCUCAGGGGCCGCACAGCCCCGCCAGUGGUGGAGCAACUCCCUACGCUCAGGUGCACGAAGAAGCCAUCCUGUCCGAGCUGCUUGAUGCCAAGUACCAGCAGCUCAUGUGCUUCCACACCUACGCUGAGCCCCAUGAGGACACUGCACGCAGCCCUUCCACCAACUACGAGCCAGAAGAGCUCAUUCCCUUCUAUGCCAUGGGACGGGGCUUGAGUCCCAGCACUGGCCCCCAGGAGAACAUCUACUCUGAGGUGGCGCUGGCCCGGCAGGAUCUGCCCGCUCUGCUUUCCCAAGGGACCCAUGGUGCCUUCUCCACACUGCCCUCCAAAUCCCGUGCUCACCGCCGGCUCUUCCGCAGCGUAUCCAGCCAGGUGUCCAAGAGGCGGCAGCUACCGGCAGUUCCCACUGCAGACAAGAAGGAGAGAGGAGCCUCCAGCCGAACCGCGGAGAUUCCCCAGGACACAACGAACCCUCCGCUCAAGUUCAGUGAUCCCGUUUACAGCCGGAGGACGAGUGCCGCAAAGCAAGCCACGGCUGCAGCAGGGCAGGAGAGCCCUGAGAACAUUUACGAGCAGCUUUCGGGACAGCAUCUCUAA
Haliaeetus leucocephalus (bald eagle) is the source of this 1593-nucleotide messenger RNA. RefSeq names its product SH2 domain containing 2A (gene SH2D2A). The record is from RefSeq and is a predicted model, not a curated record. The transcript is spliced from 8 exons. NCBI's taxonomy places the organism in Eukaryota, Metazoa, Chordata, Aves, Accipitriformes, Accipitridae. The coding region runs from base 1 to 1593 and encodes 530 amino acids. Gene Ontology annotation, cellular component: cytoplasm.